AUGAGUACUAGUGAUGCUGAUAAAUUGAAGCUGAAAGAAUUGUUAAACAAUGCAUUGACAUUGCGUAAUAAUAUAAAGACAUUGAAUCCUUCGGGUCAGACUUAUGGACAGGCUGUUGAGAAGCUGAAAGAGUUGUCAAAGGAAUCAAAGUCACUGAGUGAUCAGUUGUCAAUGGAGCAUGGCAAAGCUCUGUCAACAGAGUUCUACGCAUUCGCUCAGUUCUGCGAGCUGGCCGGCAAGCCAGAGGCAACAGAGAUCGAGACAUACGAGACACAGCUGCAAGAGCUCAACGAAGCACGCAACUCUGCUCGUGCUCUGGGCGACAAGGCAUUAGAUGGCAGGAUUCUCGAGCUGCUUACAAACAUCUUUAGCCGCACUGGACAGUACGACGCAGAGAUCGAGGUCAUUGCCAAGGCAUGUCAGUUCGACAAGACCGUGCCCAAGACAAUGGCAUUGCUCAAUGCCUACUUUAAGAAGUUGGACUAUAUCUAUCAGGACCGCGACCGUAUCUAUUCGAUUCAAAAGGAUGACAGCGAUGCCUACAUGAAGCUGCACAUCAAUGCAUGGGAGCAGUAUCUCUGGCUCAAGCAACAACCACAAUUCCCCCGCGACAACUUUAUCCGAAUGCAAAAGGCACCGCUGUUCAAGCUGGCCAUCUAUGUCGGCUCGUUGUCCAAUCCAUUGAUAUCGGCCAAGGACAACGAAGUGGUGGACAUUGCCAUGGAGGCAUUCGACGAGGCAUUCUACAUUUCCGAUCUUGUCAAUGACAAGGAGUACCACUGUGCCGCCGUCGCGCACAAGACAUCAAUGUUGUACAGAACACUUUCAGCAGAGCAGCGUGAAGCCUUGCUAGAGUCACUCAAGAAGACCGAGGCCGAAUUUAAGCCAAUCAACAGCGAAAUCAGAGACUUGAUCAAUUCAAUUGAGAACAAGGCACCAUCAUUACAUCCAGAGAUGAAGGAAAAUGAUCCAAAGGAAGGCGAGGAGGCAACAGCCACCAGCACAGAUUAA
Molecule: messenger RNA, 1011 nt
Organism: Acytostelium subglobosum LB1
Lineage: Eukaryota; Evosea; Eumycetozoa; Acytosteliales; Acytosteliaceae
Exons: 1
Coding region: 1-1011 (336 amino acids)
Source: RefSeq, a predicted model, not a curated record